UAUUACUAAAAUUUUUCAUUUUAUUUUAGAAAAACAUUUUUUAAGUGCAUAGUUAAGUAGGCUUACUGCUGGACAGUAAGAAAUGAUCUGCAGUGCAUUUUUAGCGUUUUUUUGCGCACUAAUGUAUGGAAGUGAAACAAUUGAUUUUCGACACCAUAACAAUAUAGACAUGGAGGUUUAUUUGCAAUCAAUUCACAAAAAAUGUCCAGAAAUCACAAGGUUGUAUUCUAUAGGUCGAAGUACUGAAAAUAGGCAACUUUAUGUUAUGGAGAUUUCUGAAAAUCCUGGUGUAGAAAUGUCAUUAAAACCAAAUUUUAAAUAUAUUGGAAAUAUGCAUGGUAAUGAAGUUGUUGGGCGUGAACUUUUAUUAUAUUUGUUGGAUGAUAUAUGUGAUAAAUAUCUAUCAAGUGAUAAAAAGAUAACUCAAUUGCUUAAAACCACUCGCAUUCACAUUAUGCCUAGCAUGAAUCCUGAUGGUUAUGAAAAAGCUAGAGAAGGUGAUUGCAGUUCUAUUCUUGGAAGAGCUAAUGCAAACAACGUUGACUUGAAUCGAAAUUUUCCUGAUCAAUUUGUUGCAACUGCUAGUAAUCUGAAUCCAGAGAUAGAAACUCAAAAUGUAGAGGCUUGGCUCAAACAAUAUCCUUUUGUUCUUUCGGCAAAUUUACAUGGUGGAAGUCUUGUAGCAAAUUAUCCAUAUGAUGAUGACCAAAAUAUGAGAGAAGAAGAUAGUCCGAGUCCUGAUGAUGAUAUUUUUCGAUUUAUCUCUAAAACUUAUUCAUACAAACAUCCAGAAAUGUACAAAGGAAACUCUUGUGGAGAUAGGUUUCCAGAAGGAAUCACAAAUGGUGCUAAAUGGUAUAAUGUAGCUGGAGGAAUGCAAGAUUAUAACUAUUUACAUACAAAUGCUUUUGAAAUAACCAUCGAGCUUGAAUGCUGCAAAUUUCCGAUGAGUAACAGGCUUCAAAGUAUAUGGUUAGACCAUAAAGAAGCUCUUUAUGCUUUUAUUGAUCGUGUUCACAUGGGAAUUAAAGGAAAUAUUAGAUUCUCUAAUGGUACUGGAAUACCUAAUGCUGUUAUUGAUGUUGCUGGCCCUAAUAGCGAGCGUUAUCGCAAACACACAAUCUUAUCUUGUGCAAAUGGAGAUUAUUUUCGUCUGUUACUACCUGGAGAUUAUCGCAUUAAGGUGAAUGUUGGUGAUAAGUAUUUAGAAAAACUUGUUCAUGUUUCAGAUGGCCCAGCUACAAUUCUCAAUUUGCUCAUAGAUAAUAACAUUCCAACCAGUGUUCAUAAUGAACUUUCUGGAUAUGUUAAGAUGAAUGUCAGUGAUAUGUUAUUGGAGGAACCAAAUAUUCGUGUUUUAGAUGGCUCUGCUAUAAUUUCCAAUUUUGUAGGUGAUAAACGUGUUCCAUUAACUGUUCAUAGUGAACUAAUGCAGCGUGAAGCUAAUCCAAUGUAUGCUGAUAGCACUAAAACAAAAAGGAAGAGAGACAAUAACUUAAUGACAGCAGUUAUAGUUAUAAGUAUUGGAAGCAUAAUAUGCUUUCUUGCAAGUAUUGUUUUAUACAAACAAGUAAAAGCUAUGCACUCUAUUGAUACUGGGGGUUAUAAAAAGAUUGAAACAGAGAAGUUUGCUGAAGAGCCAUAAAGUUUACAAAAUUUUUUCUUUUAAUAAAUCUUAAACACCUAAUCAUUAUUUAUAAAAAAUGCAAAAAUGUUUCAAUUAUAAAAUUUUGUCUUAAAGGCUUUUUUUUGUUUCUGUUAAUUUUUAAUAAUGUAUAAAUGUUGAACUUUUAUAUUUUCAUUUUAUCAUUUGGUACAAGCAACUUUUAGUCUAAAUAAUUUUUUUGCUUAAGAAAUGGAAGUUCAUUUAUAUUUUUUUUCAUUGAAACUUUGUUUAUAAAUAAAUUGAAUAUUUAUAUUUUAGGUUUGUAUGUAAUUUGUAACAUUGUUAAGCAAAAUAGAAAAUUCUUAAA
Molecule: messenger RNA, 1973 nt
Organism: Hydra vulgaris (swiftwater hydra)
Lineage: Eukaryota; Metazoa; Cnidaria; Hydrozoa; Anthoathecata; Hydridae
Product: carboxypeptidase D
Biological process (GO): peptide metabolic process; protein processing
Molecular function (GO): metallocarboxypeptidase activity; zinc ion binding
Source: RefSeq, a predicted model, not a curated record